UCCUGUUGCGAAACUCGAGAGCAGUUUUCUUCGAAGUAGAUCAGUAGUAAAAAAAUUCCUUUCUGACUGGCUGCCUACGGACUGACACGGCGCAGAAUUGCAAGAGCGGUGGCCAAUUUGAGAUCGAUUGGGUUGAAUUCAGAUUUUGCAGUGUUCAGGUGAGCUGAGCUGAGCUGAGAUAAGCUCGGCUUGUGACGGGCACGAGGAAUUCGAGCGCGGCAGGAAGAAUUCGAAGGAGGCGCGCGCAAGCAUCAUAUCGAGCGCAGACAUGGCGACGAUGCCGAGCGGCGGAGCGAGUGGCAAAGACGAGCACAGGCCGAGCAUGCCAAUCUACGCGGUGUCCAUAAUGGAGGACUCGCAGUACGUGCCGGAGCCCACAGAUCUCCACGGCAACAAGUUCAGCCUGCCCGUGGACUCGGAGCACAAGGCGAGGACCAUCACCUUGUACUCGUUCGCGGCGCCGCACAUGCUCUCGUUCCACUUGUCGUGGAUUUCGUUCAUGAUCUGCUUCAUCUCGACCUUCGCUGCGCCACCGCUCAUGCCCGUCAUCCGCGACAGCCUCAACCUGACCAAGAGCGAGAUCGGCAACGCCAGCAUUGCGUCGGUCUCGGGGUCCAUAAUCUCGCGCCUGCUGAUGGGCACGAUCUGCGACCUCCUGGGGCCGCGCUAUGGUUGCGCCAUCCUCAUGAUGGUCACGGCGCCGGCAGUCUUCUGCAUGCCCCUGGUGUCGGACGCGACGGGCUUCAUCCUCGUGCGCUUCUUCAUCGGCUUCUGCCUGGCGACGUUCGUCUCGUGCCAGUUCUGGAUGAGCUCCAUGUUCAACAGCAAAAUCGUCGGCCUGGCCAAUGGGACGGCCGCCGGCUGGGGCAACCUCGGCGGCGGCAUGACGCAGCUGCUCAUGCCUCUCGUCUUCCACUUCAUCCACCGCGGCCUCGGCGCCGAAGACUACACCGCCUGGCGCCUCGCCUUCUUCGUCCCCGGCAUGAUGCAGCUCGCCAUGGGCUUCCUCGUCCUCAGCCUCGGCCAGGACCUCCCCGACGGCAACUACGCCGCCCUCAAGCGCGAGGGCGAGAAGGCCGAAGACAGCCUCGCCCAGGUGUGGGUGCACGCGCUUCUGAAUUACAGGAUGUACAUCGUGGCGCUGACGUACGGCUUCUGCUUUGGGGUGGAGCUGACGGUGGACAACAUCAUCGCCGAGUAUUUCUACGACAGGUUCGACCUGAACCUGUCGUCGGCGGGGAUCAUAGCUUCGACGUUCGGGCUCAUGAACAUCGUGUCGAGGCCGCUGGGAGGGAUCAUCUCGGACGCAGUGGCCAUCAGGUUCGGGAUGAGGGGCAGGCUGUGGUGCCUGUGGAUCAUCCAGACCAUCGGAGGGCUGCUGUGCAUAGCGCUCGGGCUCACGGGGCAGCUGGGCACCACCAUCUGCGCCAUGCUCAUCUUCUCCUUCUUCGUGCAGGCCGCGUGCGGCGCCACCUUCGGCAUCGUCCCCUUCGUCUCGCGCCGCUCGCUCGGGCUCGUCAACGGGGCCACGGGCGCCGGGGGCAAUCUUGGCGCCGUCGUCACGCAGGGCCUCUUCUUCAUGGACAAUGGGCACAGCACCGAGACCGGCAUCAUGCUCAUGGGCCUCAUGUCCGUCGUCUGCACUCUGCCACUCAUGCUCCUCCGCUUCCCGCAGUGGGGCAGCAUGUUCUCCCCGCCUACCGACGCCACCGAGGAGGAUUACUACGUGGGCGAGUGGAGCGAGGAAGAGCAGGCCAAUGGCCUCCAUCUGGCCAGCUUGAAAUUCGCCCAGAACGCUCAGUCCGAGCGAGGCAACUUCGGCGCUCCCCGUUCGUUUCGAUCCAACCACCAGUCCGCUUACAGUUGAUGAUGCUUAUGGCUCGAGCUGUCGACGGACCGUAAUGAAGGCAUGGACUUCGUUGAUCCGGAGUGGACGAUGAUGAGGAGGAGCAGGCGGAGGUGAGGUCUAGUGUAGGCACAAUUUUGUUGAGAAUGUAGGUCCGUUGGAACGUGGGCAGGACGAAGCAGCUGGCUUCGACGACUGCAAGCAGCAUGAACUUGUAGAUUUCCGUGUAGAAUUAUGUGACCGGUCGUUGGUGGGGGCAUUGUGUUAAAUAGCGGUAGGAGAUGGCACCCCUUGUAGAGAAUUAUUCAUUCGAUCGAUCGAUCGAUCGAUCGAUUAAAUUUUUAUUUAGCUUCCAAAAUCGGUUAGUCAAUUUACGUCUGCACGCAGGCGCACAAAUCGAAGCACCGCGGCGUAUGACGAACGGACUAGACUCAGAAGAAUUAGCUCGCUUUUGGCGAUAAUUUCAGAGGAUUUGAUCAUGAGCUCGCGUGCCUCCGAGACCUGAAACUUUCUGAGUCUCUGAUCAAAUGUGGCAACUCAUUUUUUGCUCGUCUGGAUGAAUGAGAGUCUCUUGUCACUCCGGCUGAGUUCCAUGAAUUGUUCACAUCGACUGGUGACCUUUAACCAGUGGCAACGCUCAUAUCAAACGAAUUUCCUGUUCUACAACGAUUCCCAACUUGUAGCUCCCUGUGAUAGAUAAACAUGUUAAAUAAAUUCUC
Marchantia polymorpha subsp. ruderalis is the source of this 2565-nucleotide messenger RNA. NCBI's taxonomy places the organism in Eukaryota, Viridiplantae, Streptophyta, Marchantiopsida, Marchantiales, Marchantiaceae. The record is from the annotation of a GenBank genome assembly.